Molecule: messenger RNA, 3949 nt
Organism: Esox lucius (northern pike)
Lineage: Eukaryota; Metazoa; Chordata; Actinopteri; Esociformes; Esocidae
Gene: angel1
Product: angel homolog 1 (Drosophila)
Exons: 10
Coding region: 346-2451 (701 amino acids)
Molecular function (GO): 3'-5'-RNA exonuclease activity
Source: RefSeq, a predicted model, not a curated record
CUUUGUUGUGUUCUACUGGCAUUGGGUCUCCACCAACCUUUCUUAAGAAAUUCCUUCUUAAAACCCACUAACGCAGUUUCCACGAAGAGUCUGACAUUUACCAAUGUCUGGGAUUUGUUCUUAGAAUCCUUGAAAAGGCAACCCUCCUUUGUCUCCAUUAAUGGCAAGGAGGUGUGGGAUGGUGGAGUCUCUUGCAGAAGGUUUACAAAAACGCAGACAGCCCUGUUGGAACAGUGGCUCAGUACAGGUAACGGGCCCCCAAAUACAAAAAAGCCUGAGAGAGAGGCGGGGGAAGGGCUGAAGGAAAACGCCACACUGGGAAAGGAAACAAGAAAAGAGGUCGUGAUGAAGAAAAACACCAUAAAAGAGGAAGGGCCAGAGAAAGCCAGGGAAGAGCCUGUAUUCAUGGCUCUUGGGCAAGAGGCUGAGGCAGAGAUGAGUGAAGGAAACAAGGCAGAAGACAGGGACGUAAUGAAAGAGGAAAGGGUCAGUGAUGAAGCUCCCCUGCCACAGGACCAGAAGCCGCCAAGCCCCCACUCAGAGGAGCUGAGGAGGUAUGUCGACUUGCAAGAGACUCCCUGCAAUCCCACUGAAGAGUCUGAAGAUGUUAAACCGACACCUCUGCUAACAUCAGAGGCCUUUGAAGUACAGAAUCCAUCGGUGGACAGUGGAUCAGAGGACAUUUCCUCAGAUGAUAGCCCAAUGGUCCGUGUCAUGUUGAGGCAGGAAGAAGAAAUGAUGAACAUGAAAGAUUCUUUAACCAAGGCCCAGGUGCCGAAACAAGACCGGGACAGCCAGGUGGAAAGAGACAAUGCAGCAGGACUGUGCCUUGCAAGCGCUGGUGUUGAACCUGCCGAGAUAUGGGAUACUGGAAUGGACCUGGUUUCCCUUCUCAGUCAGGCCCAGACUGAACCGUGGGAGACUUGGCCUCAGGCCCAAUCCAAGGGUUGGCAUUUCCCAGUCGGCCCUGGCUUGGAAGAGGUACUGUUCUGCCCUUCUACAUCUUCCCCGGGCAUUAGCUACUACCCACAGUUGUCGCUGGAGAAAGGGGCCUUUGAAGUGGUGUGGAGGUUGUGGGAGGAUCUGAGUGAGACCCACACUCCAGAAAAGGCCCCCUCAGAGUCCCAGGCCCUGUUUGACUUCACUGUGAUGUCCUACAAUAUCCUGGCCCAGGACCUGCUGGAGGCCAACCAGGAGCUGUACACACACUGCCCUCUAGAGGUGUUGAGUUGGGACCACCGUUUCCCCAACCUUAUAAAGGAAUUCAAGAAAUGGGAACCAGAUAUUCUUUGUCUGCAGGAGGUCCAGGAGAACCACUUCACAGAGCAGCUCUGUCCUGCUCUUCGUGACAUGGGCUACAGCUGUGUUUAUAAGCGCCGCACUGGCACCAAGACGGACGGCUGUGCAGUUUGUUACCUCGGCCACCGUUUCGCCCCGGUGUCGGAGAGCCUACUGGAGUUCUACAGGCCAGAUUGUGAGGUCCUGGACCGAGACAACGUGGGCAUCGUCCUGCUCCUCCAACCAGUCAUCACGCCGGGCUCUCAAGUCACCGCCGUUAGCCCUCCCCUCUGUGUGGCCACCACCCACCUGCUGUUCAACCCCAGGAGGGGUGACGUUAAACUGGCCCAGCUGGCCUUACUGCUGGCAGAGAUAGACUGCACAGUGAGGAACACAAAGGUGAAGGGAGACCCCUGCAAUGUGGUUUUAUGUGGUGACUUCAAUGCUGUGCCCAACAUGCCACUGUACCAGCUGAUCACCACCAGGCAGCUGUACUACCAUGGUCUGCCUACUUGGAUGAUAUCAGGUCAAGAGGACCUGUCCUACCAGUUCCAUCAGAGGAGGGUGUUUGCGCCCCUUCUGCCAAACACUGUGGGCAUAGAUGACCACUGCAGGUACACAACUGUAAUUGAGUCAGCCAGUCAAGAGGUUGCGUCAACCCGGAGUCCUAAACCAGGUGCGUAUGGGUCUGUCGUCAUCGGUUUGGCCCACAUCAGGAUGGAUUGUUCAGGGAACCUGCGGUAUGAGCGUGACUUCUUACGCGGGCUGCGUUUCUGUGAGGCUGCCUGUGUCAAGCCUCUGGAUAUGCCACUUAUCCCUGGAGUUACUGACAUCACACCAAAUCCCAAUGAACAACAUCCUCGUAAAAGUUUCAGACAGACUCUCUCCCAUCAAGUGAACCUGCAGUCAGCUUACGACCACUUCAGCCUGGGAACAGACCAAGCAGAGGUGACCACCCUGCACUCCCAGGUUGGGGCAACAGUGGACUACAUCUUUUACUCUCCCAAGAUGAGCUGUUCUGGUGGAGGCCAGAAAGGUGGACAUCGAGGUCUGAAGCUUCUUGGUCGACUCUCCCUGUUAUCAGAGAAGGACCUCUGGUCAAUGAAGGGUUUACCCAGUGCCAUUUUCCCCUCAGACCACCUCAGUCUCUUGGCCAGGUUCCAGAUGGGCUAAUACUCUGCUUGAUUUGGGCUGCAUUCUCUAUAAAGAAUCAGGAGGACCGAGGAAGUCAGGAAGAAAAAGUGUGUCUGUGUGUGUGUGUGUGUGUGUGUGUGUGUGUGUGUGUGUGUGUGUGUGUGUGUGUGUGUGUGUGAACCAUGGAUUAUUGGCCUAUGUUAUGAUUCCAUGUGUAAAGACGAAUAAUUGUGCUUGAUUCCUGGGGUCACAGAUUGUUUUGAGUCCCAUCUUACUUGCUGUUUCCUAACUGAAAGAAAAGUCUCCCAAUGCCCGGCGGGGAUAACUUGCCCUCUAGGUUUUUGUUUGCUUAUAUAAAGACGGAAGAAAACUAACCAAAAGGUUAAAUUCCGUUAAGAGCUGUGACUGGCUUUGGACCGGUCAGUACUAUUUUUUAAAAGGUAGUAAUACUGAAUAAAUAUUUUCUAUGUAACAGUCCUUUUUCUGUCUUCCCUGGCUGUGAUGGUGUUAAGAUUGUGACCUGAAUGUUGGCAGCCCCGAGAGAUCUCUCGCUCCACCGAAGCAUUCUGACUGUCAAGGAAAAGAUGAGUGGCUGUCUGAGACAUGAAUUAAUUAUGCAUUCGUAUUGCAGAAUAGGUUGUGUUCAUGCACGAUGGGGCACAGUUGGGGUGUCUGUGUGUGCAUGCAGUUAAGUGGAGCAGCUAACAGACUCCUGUCAGCACUAAGACCUCCAGUUCUGUCUCACUGGAAUGACACAAAUGUCGAGGCCUGACACGUCCUUUAGCUAAACUACAAUAAAUCAGAUGUUUUCUCUAUCAGGCAUUCAAGGUGUGUAUUUUCUGGAUCUCAUUACAUUCACCAAGAGAGGUUUAAACAUGACUUAAUAUUGACACAAGUACUUCAGGCCCAGUAUUUCUGGGUCUAUCCUCUAACUGGUUGGUGUAAGACUGUCCUGUUUGAAUAGAUUCCCCCAGUGGCACCAAACACACCCGCUGAGGAGAAGUGGGUCAGUAGGGUUUUCAAAGUAGGACAUGCUUUUUUUUCUGUACAUUCAAUUUCAUUUUAUGAACAGUGCUGGGGAGAUGAGGUGGGGAAGGUACUACUGGGAUGUUCCACAUAAAACAAUGAGUUUGGGCCUUUCUGUGCCUUUGUAACAGUUAUCAAUGUACUGUAGGCUCACUCCACAGCUGGCUUGAAAUGUUGUGGAGGAGGCUAUGCAAUUGUUACCUUUUGUAUAGUGUAAGUUAAACGGCUGGAAUGUUGUCAAGGAGGGGAGUUGUGUGUUGUACAGCAGAGGAACAUGGGUUGGCAACCAAAGUGGGACCAGGCAAACUGCCAUGGAAGAAGAUAAACAAUUUGCAGUGCAUGUUGAAGUCUGUCUCCUUCAUACCCUAAGAUUCGUUCACCAUCAUUAUUUCCAGUGAAAAAUAUUACAAAAAUUCUCAGCAGUCAGUUGUGCAAGAGAACAGUUCCCGGCUUAUUUCUGGAACUUAAUAAAAGCUAUCAUCCUUUCCACUUCCCUGCUCUGAACAAUAAA